This is a messenger RNA of Lates calcarifer (barramundi perch), 3601 nucleotides long. RefSeq names its product contactin-1a-like. Gene Ontology annotation, biological process: cell-cell adhesion. The record is from RefSeq and is a predicted model, not a curated record. NCBI's taxonomy places the organism in Eukaryota, Metazoa, Chordata, Actinopteri, Centropomidae. Gene Ontology annotation, molecular function: protein binding.
AUGCAGAAUGGGAGCUCAAAUGGUGAGUUACUGAUUAAAAAUGCCCAGCUGAAGCAUGCUGGACGCUACACCUGCACGGCACAGACCCCCGUUGACAAUAUUACAGCCUCUGCCCACCUGGUUGUCAGAGGUCCCCCUGGUGCCCCAGGUGGGGUGCGAGUGAUAAAUAAAACUGACAAGAGUGUAACGUUGCAGUGGAGCCGUGGAGCAGACAACCACAGCCCCAUCUCCAAAUAUACUAUCCAGUACAGGAACUCGUUCUCAAAGGAUGUCUGGAAGAAUGCCACUACAUCUCCUGCAGAUGUAGAGGGGAAUGCAGAAACAUCCACAGUCAAGGAUUUGUUCCCCUGGACAGAAUAUGAGUUCAGGGUCAUUGCCACCAACACUCUGGGGACAGGAGAGCCAAGCAGCCCGUCACCUAAGGAGAAAACCUUGGAAGCAAUUCCUGUGGUGGCGCCCUCGGACAUUCGGCGGGGCGGAGGGACCAGCAGAGAACUGACCAUCACGUGGACGCCUGUACAGCCACAGUACUACUACGGGCCAAAUUUUGGCUACAUUGUGGCCUUCAGACCUCAAGAUGAUUACCAGUGGAGAAGAGUGAUAGUAGCUGACCCACAGGCCAACCGCUACGUCCACAAAGAGUCCUCCAUCCCUCCUUUGACACAGUUUCAAGUCAAAGUCAAAGCAUUCAAUAGCAAAGGAGAGGGACCCUACAGCCUAACAGCCAUCAUCUAUUCUGCACAGGAUGCUCCAUCUGAAGCUCCUGUAAAUGUCAAUGGCAGAGCUCUCUCUGCCACAGAAGCCAUCGUGUGGUGGCUGCCCCUCUCACAGAGCAAUAUAGAUGGAUACCAGGUGAAGUACUGGAGAAAUCAGGAAGACAGCGAGGGCGGGGCUCAAAGGGUUGUGGUGCCUGGCAAGGAGAACCACACCAGGCUGGAGGGUAUGAAGCCUGACUCCAGUUACCUUAUUGAGAUUCGGGGCUACAACUCUGCAGGAUAUGGGCCACCCAGCGAGCACCUCCAGGUCCACACCAAGAAACCCCCUCCAAGUCGACCCCCUACAAUAUUAGGUACAAAGUUAAAGGGCCAGUCAGUUAAUAUUGCCUGGGAACAUGUGGAACCACUGGAUAAUGAGGCAUCAAUAGAUGGUUACAAAGUGCUGUACAGGCAGCAGGGUAGCUCCACAGGCACUCUGUACACGACAAGUAGGCGGUACAUAGAUCUUCCCCUGCAUGACGGGGACUAUGUGGUGGAGGUCCGGGCGCACACAGAAGGAGGAGAUGGGGCCGUGGCAAAAAUCAAAAUCUCAGGUGGAGGUGUGAUGGCUGCCCAGUCCCUCAGUGUACUCUCCCUGCUCCUGGUGGCUCUCCUCUGCCUGAACCUCUGAAUGUAGCGCCAUCUUUGUCUUCACGUCCAUGUGAAGAAGACUCUUUAUCGUUGACGCCUGUGAGGACUUUGGGACUUUCCACUUUCUUUCGGUUCCACCCUGUAAACCCGGAACAUCGUAUUCCAACUCUUACCCUCUGGAAUAUGUUUGUGGAAAAAGACAGAAAUGGAAAAAAUUGGAAAUGGACAAAGACAUCCCUUAUUUAUCCACAAAAAGCCUCUUUGGAGGAGUGUCAAAGGAGUUCUGUCAACUUUUUAAAUAUGCCUUAUAUAAAUGACUGCACUUAUCUUUCACAGUAAUUUGUUGGAUCAUGACUGAGAGUGUGAACGUAACGCAGGUUGGCUGUUAAGUGUUUUUAAAAUGUAGGCUUCUUUUGAUCUGUGACAUUUUGAAAAAUCUAUCCUACUGUGCAUUCCAUAGUUUAAGGUAAACAAGUAGCUAUGAAGGAUAAGUGUAUGAGUUUAUAAAAAUGUCUUUAUGUCUUUCUUUACUUGCAGUUCAGUGGCAUUUUCUUCUGUUUUCUUUUCUAAAUAAAGCACAUCCUCUGUUACAGAGAUACAGUCAAAGCAAAUCUCAACCACUCAUAUACUUUUUUAUAAUGAGCAUCAUAGCAAAAAGAGCAAUUUAUGUCAUGCUGAAAUAAUAUAUCCAAUAACUGAUAUCAUUUUGCUAUCUAAUAUACUAUGGAUGUUAUGAAAAAUAGAUCGGUUUGACCUGCAAUCAGUGCUUAUCUCCAAAAUCAUAACAUGAGCUCUAUUAAUAGAGUUCCACUUUAAAACUGUGUGCAUGUUGACAUUGUUACAAAAGUAAGUGGAGUUUAGGAACAUGGAUCAAUAUUUGCAAAGCUGAAUGUAAAGCAAACUACAGGAACAGGAAGUGAACAUAUCAAACAUGCAGUGUCAAAUACAGAACUGCAGCAAACAUAUAACUGUGGUUGUUUUGAUUGCUUGCCACCUCUGCUUAUAUUUGUACAUCUGUGCAGUGAUCAAGGCUUUGCCACAACAUGUGGGUCGUUUGUUGAAACCGAUGCUGAAAACUGCUCUGUGCCAGUGUGACCUAAACCUAAACUAAAAUUACUUUUGUUUUGACUGUAUCAUUAGGACCUCAGUGGUACCAGCUGGUGCUUUGUAAAGAAUGUUGGCAUUUUAUUUAGCAUAAACAUUUUCAUUUCAUCUCUCUCGUUAUAUGGCUUUGUGUGAGAGUCACUAUUAACAGUUACAAUGAACGGUAGUGACGCUCAUGCCCUUCAAUAAUUGUGCAAUGUCUGAUUCAUCUGUGGCUACUUUAUAUUUUCUAAUAAGACAACUUGCCUAGCUCCUAUAACAGUAAUCUAGUAUAUUUCAUUUUUCAUGAUCUUGUAUUAACAGAAGAUAAGCAAAGCCAUCCAUGUCGGCGGUAAGAGCCCAUCCAAAGCUCAUGACAUUGUUUCCACUGCAUUAUUUUUUGUCUUUUUAUUAACAUGUGAUCAGAGAUAUAUAAACAUUAUGUAAUUUUUGUUCAUGAUUAUUAUAUUUGUAUGUCUUGACCCACCUCUGGUUGGACAGUUUAAAGGUUUAUUUCCCUCAACAACAAAUGCUGCGUUGAAUUCCUCUGAUUCACUAUUUGUGUGACUGACGCUGGCCAUGCUUCUACAUUGUGACUAUAUCAACAUCCACCACAAAGUGCUUUUGCCAGUUUUCCUUCAUGCGACAAAUCAUAAAAAGAGUUGCCAAAUGCAUGAAUGCCUUGAACUUUGACAUAUUGGCCGAAGCAGUGGCUCUACAUUCUAACAUGCAUGACAUUGGAAACAAAGUGUACAUUACUUUGCAACAAAUCAGCAUCAUAGCGACUUCUCAACCUGUGCUCCAUAUGAAAUACAUUCCAUUACUGAGUGACAUCCCUUUACGUCAGAGACCGUAUAAAUCUCAACCUAAUAUGUGCAUUAGCUGUUAAGCUUCAUUAAGCUAGUCAUCUCAUAUGAAGUCAUGGGGAGAGUUUUUAGACAGAAAAUCUUACACUGACUAAAGGAAUCUCACUCAUUAAAAUUCAGAAAUGGUUCUGCAGUAUCAUGCACACUAUGGUUGGGAUUUGAUGGCAUCACUCGUGGCAGUGGCAGCAUGUUUGGCUGUUUGCUGGAGUUCAGUGCUUUCGCUGGACUUGAACGGCACAUGUGAGGGCUAAAACUGGAACCUCUCAUUGGCUGGACAAGGAACAAUAAAAGUGUAGUUAACUAUUA